Molecule: messenger RNA, 7892 nt
Organism: Corythoichthys intestinalis (scribbled pipefish)
Lineage: Eukaryota; Metazoa; Chordata; Actinopteri; Syngnathiformes; Syngnathidae
Gene: fndc1
Product: fibronectin type III domain containing 1
Exons: 21
Coding region: 93-5051 (1652 amino acids)
Molecular function (GO): protein binding
Source: RefSeq, a predicted model, not a curated record
AAGAGAGAGGAAAGAGGGGAGGGUCGUUGAGUUCCAGCCCCUCCGCGCCUGGCUGGUGCGCCUCUUCUGUGCAACUGUGCGUCACACGCACCAUGGCUCUGUGCGCACGUAGCACGCUCUUAGCCUUCUUUGUCGCUUUCUGCACACCUGGACGCGGAUGGGCAGCGGAGAAGCCCCUGCGGACUCAUAAUGGGAAACCGACUUCCAUGGCGAGGAGCCUAAGAGAAAGCUGGGAGCCUUCUAUCCAUCUCGAUGGAAAACCAGUGGAGCGCUUCGCAGCCAGUUCCAACAAGCCAUUGAGGAAUCAUCGCUACACCAGACUGGGCAAGGAGAGCCGCUCAGCCCUAGUGGAGGAUGUAGAUCCCGAAUGGGUAAAACUUGAUGGCUUUGCUGUACUGAGUGGCACGCCUGUGAGCAACACAUCAACAGGACCAGUCAGGUCAGCAUAUCCUGCUGCAAGAAAUCAAACCACAUUGAGGCGUGCUGCCCGGGUGAACAGAACAGCUAACCGUUCAAGUGCCUCUAGCCCGCGGACAUACAGGAGGAGGGCCCCUCAGUCCUCCACUGGUCCCCGGCAGCCAGAGAGAGGCUUCUUCACAAGAACAACUUCCCUGGAGAGGAGACACCAACACAAGCCUCAGUCUGACCAGAGGAACCGUUACGCACACAAAUUAACAUCUGAGUCCGUUCAUGUGGUGUCACUGCAGGCACAGAAACCCCAGGAUCAGAGCGUUCCUGGUAACCGUGCGGCAACCAAAAUGACCACACCAGAACCGCCUGAGUAUGAGGCCAAGGACAUCAGUGUCAGGGUCAUGUCUCCUAAGUCGGUCCUUAUCACCUGGGUCGACCCUGCUGUGGAAAUGGGGAAGGUUGAGCCUGAUGAAUUUAGAUCCUACACAGUAAGGUACAGGGAGAAGGGUGAGUCAGCACGCUGGGAGUACAAAGAGAGCUCCCAGAGGAGAAUGAUGGUAGACACACUAUAUGCUGAUAGCAUGUAUGAGUUCGCCGUCAGAAUCUCUCAAGGGGAAAAUGUUGGCAAGUGGAGCGUGUCUGUCUUUCAGAGGACCCCUGAGUCAGCACCAUCUGGGCCACCAGAGAACUUUGAAGUCGAACCACUACGGGGGAAAGGAACGGCUGUGAAAGCCACUUGGGAUCCCCCUGAAGAAACCAAUGGGAGGAUAAGAGAGUACAUCCUGUCUUAUGCUCCUGCACUCAAACCAUUUGGAAUGAAAAGCGUUACAUACCGGGGCAGCACAACCUCCGCCACUAUUGAAGGUUUAACACCUGGAGAACGGUACAUCUUCAAGAUCAAAGCCACAAACAGGCGGGGACAUGGACCUCUAAGCAAGGCCUUCAGUGUUGUCAUGCCAGGAUCCAGGACUGCUGUUUCACCGUUUUCAAGAACCAAGGACAGCCAGAGAACUACCUACCAGCCUUCCAAAUAUGAUACUACCAAUGACAAAUCAGAGCUCGAGUCAACAGAGGCACCAGAAGAACCGACUAGAUCCACUCAGCCACGCCACCCCGAACCUGUGAGCAGAAGGGUGCGCCCACUUUCUCAGACGCGCUCUUAUCACAGCAUCUUCUCCUCAGUAAGAGGUUCAGUCAGGAAUGGAGCAAAUCGAGGCAGAGCCUCAACUAAGGAAGAUGAGGAAGGAGAUGAGGAUGACGAAGAUGAGAGAAUACCAACAACCUCCUCUCCAGAGGAAGAUGCAACAACCAUGGAGCCUGAACCUGAGACAAAAGAACCAUAUAAUGAGGUUUCCCCUGAAUCUGAGAAUGAUGAUUAUAGUGAGGUGGAUGAGCCUCCAACCCCUGAAACCCCCAGCCUCAAAGCUUUUACACUCUCUCCAAAUAAAGACACAUCUUUUUAUCCACAGCAAAGAAAGCCCAUAAAGCCAGUGGUCCACCAAACCACAGCGUCGCAUAAUACAGAAUCAGAGGAUAGAAGAAAGGAUACAGCCUCUACGGACAUACAGAGCAAAAAUAUUUCCAAUAAACCCAGUAUUGUAUACAACAAACCUACCAUUCCUGUCACAAAGGAAACCAACCCACAGCCUGAGACAGAGAUCACACCUGUGGGUAAAGGUUCUGGGCGCACCAAUGGAUCUGGCUUUAGUGCAAGAUACGGAUCUGGCCGAAGGAACUUAGGAGUUCCUUUCAGGGGAAAUUACACAAGAGCUCAGAAUGGUCACAGACCGGGUCUAACCUCACAGUCACGUUUUCCAAGCAGAACUCAGAGUCAGGCCACAUCGCAGUCCACCCUACCAGACCAGUCAGUUGGAAGGAACAAUGGCAAAACAAUAUCUGUACCAACUCCUUCUGAGAAAUCUGAAAUCAUUCCAUCCUCCACAUCGAACACAGCUGUAACUUUAGAUACAAACACCAGAGAAUCACAAAGCUCUUCACUUAACACAGAAAAGUCAAAUAUAUCACCAGAUCAUUUAAAAAAGACAGAGGCAACCAAAGUUGAAGAACCUACUUCAAACUACAAAGACGAUCCCACAGAAGAACAGACAAAGAAAAAGGAUGCGAGUCCUUCAGAUAAAACAACUUAUUCUCGUAGUAGAAUUAAUCCCUCCCUUCUUGAAAGAUUCAAGUUGACAAGCAGGUCUGGUCCGGGGACUCGUCUGUCAUUUUCCAGACAGGGGGGCAGGACGCCAUGGAGCAGGGUAUCAUCUUCGAUAGGGGCUGGCAGACCCCCGAUGCGGGGUAUACCCACGAGAAACUCAGGGACCACAGGUUCUGUUGCAGUGACCUCACUACAGGAGACUAGUGAAGGUCCAACUGAUACUUCUUCUCGUGACUCAUUAAAAAAUGAUGAGAUGGAUGUGGGCUCUAUCAAACCGUCACUGACUGAUAAAACGUCAGACUACAGUAACUCAAGACAUCCAACCCCAUCAUCUCCCGCAAACCCUUCAAAUUCAGAUACUCGUCACUCUACAAAUGCAGAACCAACUUCUGACGACAAUAACAAAAACAAUUACGAUAACAAGAAUUACCUUGAUAAGAGUAACCGAGAAGAUGGCGGGAUCAAUAAAAAUAUUGCAGAAACUACAGUGGACCAAAAGAAUCCAGCCAUAACAUCAAUAGAUCCCAACAGAAACACAGAUGACAAUGAGAGUGUUGCAACAAGAGACACCCCUUCAAGAACUAGCUCAUCCUCUGGGGUCGCUCCACCUUACCGCCGUCCUAAUAUCGGCAUGAAUGGGAGGAUACGAUCUCCUCAUCUUGGAACCAGGUUUCCCAUCAGAUCACAAUCGUCACCAAAUUUACUCAGACCUGCGCUAACGUCAGAUCGCAAUGCUAGUAGAUUUUCAACAGCAAGGACUGGGGGGCUUAGAGAGGGUAGAACGCACUCUAUAUCUUUGUCACCAUCUUCAUCUAGAGACAUCUUUAGAGGCCACGGGAGCAGAAGUCGCUACCCUAACCUCAGAGGAAAAGCAACCAACGGAGGAACUCUUAUACCUGCCAAUGGAAAUGGUCAAAAUGGACAACCAAAUCUGACAGACAAUGAUGGAGGAAUGAGCAGGGCUGUUGGUCAAAGACUUAUUACUGGACCUGACGGGAACAAAUGGUUGGUAGAUCUAGAGUUGGGGAUUCUUAUGAACCAGGAUGGAAAAGUCCUACAGGAUUCCCAUGGCCAACCAAAGAGAGUAGUGCUUGGAGAAGAUGGACGCACUAUUUUCGACCAUCUAGGAAGCCCAUUGCUUAACCAGGAAGGCAUGGCUUUAUUUGGGCAUAACCGAGAUAGUCGUCCAGUGAUCAAUCCCAAAGAGAAAGUCCUCAUGGUCGGAGGAAAACCUCUGCUUGGCUUGGACUUGCCUCACCUCCGCACCACCACGACCACCACCACUAGAGCGCCUACCACUACCCCAGAACCCACCACCAUAGAAUGGACUACUGAAGAGUACACCACUGAAGAACCAUACCCUACAUGUCCACCAGGAACCUAUUCCAAAACAGAUGAAUAUGGCGAUCCAGUGUAUGACUCAGAUGGAAUAUUAGACUGUUACUCAGAAGAUGAGACUACGUUGCCACCACCCACGACAACAUCACCCCCAACAACCACAAUGACCACCACCACGACCACCAUGACCACCACAACAACGGUGAUUCCAACGCUAGACACCAGACCUUCUGGCCGAGGUCCUUUAUCGGAGUUUGAUGACAGUGGGAAGAGGCGAUUCACAGCUCCGUAUGUGAACUACAUCCAAAAGGACCCUGGAGCGCCCUGCUCCCUGACCGAGGCUCUGGAGUACGUCCAGGUUGACAUCCUCGAAGAUUUGCUGAAGAACGACAGUCGCGCCAGCAAUCAGAAGCUGCCUCCCAAAAAUAAACCCCAUAAUCUCACCGUGGUCGCCAUGGAAGGAUGCCACUCUUUCAUCAUCCUGGACUGGGGCCGUCCCCUGAAGGAUGAUAUGGUGUCAGGGUAUAUGGUUCAUAGUGCUUCAUAUGACGACGUGCUCAACAAUAGAUGGUCUUCUAAGUUAUCCAGUGGGACUCACCUGGCUGUGGAGAAUCUCAAACCCAACGCCAGGUACUACUUCAAAGUCCAGGCUAAGAAUGUGUUUGGCUUGGGACCGGUCAGCAACACGCUCACCUAUGUCACCGAAUCAGAUGAUCCCCUUCUCAUUGAAAGACCGCCUGGCGGGGAGCCAAUAUGGAUCCCCUUCUCCUUCCGAUACAACUCAGCCCACAGCUCCUGUAAAGGCAGUCAAUACGUCAAACGGACGUGGUACAGGAAGUUUGUGGGCGUGGUUCUGUGCAACUCUUUACGAUACAAGAUCUUCAUGGGAGACGGUCUCAGAGAGCCCUUUUAUAGUAUAGGAGACACAGUGGGACAAGGAGAAGAUCAUUGCCAGUUUGUGGACUCGCACAGGGACGGCAGAACUGGCCCCGCGUAUCUCUCUAUUACGCUGCCUUCAGCUCAAGGAUAUUAUCGUGCAUACAGACAACAGCCUGUCACAUUUGGAGUAAUUGGCAGACGAACGUCCCAUCCAUUCGUUGGAUGGUAUGAAUGCGGGGUUCCCAUCCCUGGCAAGUGGUAACACAGGGGUGGAGGGGGGGGAUACAGCUACCGAGGGCAACCGACCAUUCGCCCUGACGACUGAAAAGAAUCAAGAGACUUUUGCUUGCUGCAACUAAAAGACACCACUUUAAUCACAUGAAAUGAAAAAAAUGCUUUAAUUCAAGCCAGUGUAUCGAUGCUGUGUACGUUUUUUUCUACAUAAAGCAGUCUGUAUAUGAGGGGGAAAAAUCAUGUGUGUUCUUGCUUUGUAAAAUUCUUGUCAACCAAGCACCCAGACAACGGGUCCGUGCACAAAAUUAUUUAUCUAAUCAACGUGCAUUCAUUACAAUCAGCUUGGAACUAAAUUUCUAUUUUAAAAUGUGUGCAGGUGAAGAAUUUAAAAAAGCGCAUAACUGUUCAGGAGACUUACAGGGAUAGUGAUAAUAUAAAAAAAAAGAAAGAAAGAAAACACAAUUUAUCCCAUCAUCCGUGACAUAUUUUAUUACUCAAUCAGAGCUUGAUCAAGGUUUAGUAGUUGAUCAAUCCAAUGGGAGAGUUGAGUCAUAACACAUUCUUUAUCCAAGUGCAGCAGUUAAAACCAUACUGAAUGUCCAAAACAACAUAUUGAGCACAGAUGCAGGUGAGAAAACGCAGUUUUGAUGAUGUGAAGAAAACAAAACCUUAACCCAAUAAAUCAGAUGGGAAUUUGAUCUUUAAAAUUUACCUUGUACAACCUGUGGUUGAUAGCUUUUAGAGAUGUUUUGAGAUGUGCCAGAUUCAAGACUUAAUUGAGCUUGUUAAUGAUAAAUGUGAUUCCAUUUAUUUUAGAACUAGCAGUAUGGCUCAUUGUUGCUCGGGUUUGUGUAACAUGAACACAAUACAACCAAAUGUCAGAUGAAAAAAUGCUUUCCUUAGAGAUGCAGCUGUAAUGUAGUAAAAGUAAAAGUACACCAUAAAGGGGUUAAUGCGCAUUUGCUUUUCCAUCACUGUGUACAGUAUUGUGGCAAGUGACAUGGAGAAAAUUGAGAAACAGUUUUUAUGUUUCAAACUUGCCGCAUUCACCACACUAUCAGAAGAGACAGCAACCUUAUCAAACAGAAAGCACAGAAAAUAACAACGGCAACCACCACUCUCAGUCAUGGUUGCCACAACUGCCAAUGAACCAUUGUGGGUGUAACAUGUAAUAGGUAAAAGUCAAUACAGUAUGAAUAUCGAGCUGAGAUAAAUCCCAUAGUAGUAUUUCCGAAAAUUGCACAUUUUUAAAGUUUAAAUCCAGUGUCUUGUGUCAAAGCCACAACGUAUCAUCACAGCACAUUUAAUUUUAUACAUGAAAUUGUAAAGUUUGAAAGCUAAUUGCGACAUUGAAAUCACAAGACAUGCGUCUUUUACCCAAAAUCGGGGAUUUUCUAUGCAAUUUUUUUGAGUUUCAAAUCAAGUUUCUGAAGUGAACGUAGGCCUACAGAGAUCAAAUCCAUCUAAGAACACGCCCAGAAACAAAGUACAACUAUGUAAAAUUUUGUCAAAAUCCGCCCAGCCAUUUCGGAGUCUAUGGGGAACAAAAACACAAACACAUACGACCCCCCCCCCCCCCCCCACACACACACACAGUUCCAUUUAUAUAUAAGCAUAGACUUCAUAGUGUAUUGACGGGAUGCGGGGCCGAAUCAUAGGGGGCCUAUCGGCGUCAAAGCUGACCGAGUGGAAACACAGACAUAGAGCUUUUUCCGUUGAAAAUUCUUGUGAAUAAAGGCUUAAAUCCCUAAAUUCUUUAUAUAUAUGGACAUAAAACAGUCUCGACUCUUUGUUAAAAGCAAAAAAAACGUGCAGGUAGCAUUUAUUUUACGUAAAUAUUGCGAACUGUGAGGCUAGUCAGUAAGGAUAUUAGCGGCCGCCAUAUGCAAAGAAAGAGUUUUUUUCCGUUGAAAAUUCUUGUGAAUAAAUGCUUAAAUCCCUAAAUUCUUUAUAGAUAUGGAUGUAAAAGCAGGGGUGAAAGUGGGCCAGGACGGUCAGGAACGCAGUUCCGGUAUAAGAUUCAGGGCCGGAAUACUGUUCCGGUACACGGUGCUUUGAUUCCGAAAAUAUGACAGCAACUGUCAAAUUGCGAUGUAAAAAAAAAAAAAAAAAAAAAAACAUGCUAAGCUGCCACACAUGCAUUUCAACUCAGAGAAGAAAACAAUCUACCAACAUCAGAUUUACAUACACAAGUGUUAACAACAAGCAUAAUAAAGUGCUUAUGUACCGUAUAAUCUGUUUCCACCAAUAUUUAUUAUUGAUUUUAUUCCACGGACGGCAUGGAGGUUUUCCCCAGCUCCUGCAGUUAUCCGAGUCUGACGAUGAUGAGUCACGUCAAUUUGCGAAUGCACGCAGCAAAGCAAAACGCCUGGACUCAUUUAUCCGUUCAAUUGGCUGACAUACUGACAUGUGAUCAGCAGAGAUGGUUAGCUCUGAUUGGUUCAAAUGUGCAUGUUUUCUGUGACACCCCAGAAAAAAAGAAACUUGUUGAAUUGAUGCGACAAAAAGGGCAAUGCAACAUAAAAUGGAUCAAAUCUUUAAGAGCAACGAAAGAGAUGAGGAGGCUUAUUUAUCAUAUUUAGUUUUAUUUACUCUGAUAGGGAGGUUCAGAACAUCUUAGCUGUCAAUGUGCACUUUGGACUUAUAUUUGUUCAUUUAUGUUAGGCUACUUAAUCAUUUCCUUAUGAUUUAAAAAAGUCAAUGUUUGCGCGAACUUCAAAAUAUAUUCCAUUUCACUCUGCAUAAUAUAAGUCUUUUGUACUUAUUUUUCUGAAUGUAUGUUACUUAUAUCUUUGUUGUUAUUAUUAUUAAAAAAAAAAAAGUAAAUGUUUACAUUAACUUCAAUUUUAAUAUAUAUCCUAUGUUCUUA